AUGGCGAACACCACUAUUACAUCGCCGUUUCGCCUCUCGUACAGAGACACAGACAGGUUGGAGCGCAAUGAGGCUUUCGCAGCGAUGCGGGAGCACCUGAGGCGCCAGGAGUUGGGCAUGCAAGCUCCCAGCUUUUGCUCGUUUCACCGCCAGUCUUGCUCGAACCAUGCGCAAGAGACGUUCCGCUUGCAUCGCGAUAUCAUCCACACGCUGUUACUACCAUUAGUCCUCCUGCACCACCAGGCGUCGCGGACGGCGGCCAGCGUGCUGCCGGAUGACAAGGGUCUGGAAUCGGAACGGGCGUUUCGAGGAGAGGCCCGCAGCGCCUAUGCGUGGCUGCAUUGCGUGCUCACCGAAGAGCACGAUUCGUAUCUGACCGAACGGUGUCCCGCCUGCAUUGUGCUGCACGUGCUGAAUUCCGAACCGACUAUCCGUUUCGUUGCAGUAGCGUGUCUACUAGCCGACCACUUGCAGGGACUCGACAUGCUCAACUCGAAGCGACGGCUGCCGAGCUUCGACUUUUGGUUCGAGGCGCUGGAAACGGCGGUCCGCGAGGAUCCGUUCUGGGGUGACGACUUCUGGCCCGAUAUCGAGUACCGCGCCUGCACGCUGACCGAUGGUGUCAAGCAACUGGUGUUACAGUGUCUGGAGCUCCGGGCGGUUCUAGACCGGCAGACUCUCCAGUCGCAGGCGUCGUACAAGGCCAACUCGCACUUGCGACGUGACACAUCACGCCAGCAGGCCCACCCAAUAGCGGUGAAGACCUCCCGGAUGACGGGCGAGGAGCAGAAGUGGUUGGGCAAGGCCGCGGCAAGUCGGUGCUUGCAGUCGUAUCGGAACGAUCGUACUCAACGAUUCCACACCCGCCGGCACGGCGACCCCCGCAGCAGAUCGGUGACCUCGUGA
Aspergillus campestris IBT 28561 is the source of this 906-nucleotide messenger RNA. RefSeq lists its product as uncharacterized. The transcript has 2 exons. Lineage: Eukaryota; Fungi; Ascomycota; Eurotiomycetes; Eurotiales; Aspergillaceae. Bases 1 to 906 code for a protein of 301 amino acids. The record is from RefSeq and is a predicted model, not a curated record.